AUGAAAUCCAUCAUCCCUCGUCCUACAACAACAACCACGAAGACCGACGACGAACUGAUCUCUGACAAUUGGGGACUCUCGGAUGAGGAGGAUCAUCUCAAAAUGAGCGCUACACCAACAGCAAAGGUUUUUUGGCAACUCACACAUUCCAAUUCACCAACUUCUGGUCUCGCCAACAAGAGAGCCAAGCGCAGGAGAGCUCGCUCGACGGGUUGCUUCGGCAUACCGUUUGAUCUGCUCGCCUUCCUGUCCGUGUUUCAACUGGACCCAAACCAAAACAACAACACCACCAAAAGGAUUCAGUCAUCAUCACCACCACAUUUUGAGUCUGAGAAGGUCGGGGAGGUAAGGAAAUCGGCGACAUGGCCACUUAUCCACUCGGCAAAAUCACAGGCUGCCCGGGAGGCACGCAUGGCAGCGAAGCGCUCAGCGGCCAUCGACCGGCAACUUGAACAAGACCGGGAAGCCUUGUGUCGGACGGCUCAAGUCAUGGUUACUGGUUGCGGCCCGACAAGAUGCGAGGGAAAGACUUUGCUUUUUGACCAAAUGAGAAAAUGCAGCUCACCAGGAUCCUCCGACCAGCAACCAACAGGGGAUCCAGCCACCCAAGUGAGAACCGCGGCCAUAAAAGAGAUGAGACGAAUCCUUUAUGAAAUCCACGCCCAAGGAACACACUACCAUCAACAACCCAACCAACAAAUCCCACCACCCCUAUCAAACCUCCUCCAAACAGCCAUCACCCUCCACGAUUUACCCCUCGACGAACCCCCCCAAGUCAACCCAGAGACCCUCGCCUUUAUCAACCAAACCACCACCUUGUGGUCUGACCCCCUUUGGACAAACCUCUGCUACACCACUCUCGGCCGCUCCCGCCCAUUCAUCACCCUCCUCCUCUCCCUAUUAUCCCGCUCUUUUACCCCAUCAUACACCCCCACACCAACCGACCUCUCCCACAUCAAGCACUUCUCCUCUGCCCCCCGAUCCCUCCACCGCGAAUCCCUCACCCCCUUCCCAUCCACCUCCUCCCUCGAAUUCGACCUCAUCGACCGCGACAAUACAUCCUGCUGCUCCUUCCUCCGCCGCAAAAUCUUUAAUUUCCUCUCCGCCAACCUCUCCAUCCUCAUGCUAGUCGACUUAGCGUCUUACUCUCAAACCCUAGAGGAAGAUAACAACGUCAAUUACCUCAGCGAGGCGCUCCGGUCCUUUGAGGGGUUGGUUAACAGCAAAAUGUUUGCGCAAAACGCCCGCGGGGCGCUGAUGUUGCUUUUGUGGAAUAGUGAGGGUUUAGAAAGACAGUUGGAUGAGAGGCCGUUGGGGGGAUAUUUUCCUGACUUUAGGGGGAGAAGGGGGGAGGAGAGGGGUUGGAUCAGGAAGGAGUUUGAAAAGGUUGUUAAGAGGGGUAAGUAUGGGAGGGAUGUGAGGAUUCGGGUUGGGGAGCCGGGGGAGGAGGGGACGGUGAGGUGGGUUGUUGGGGCGGUGAAGACGGGGUUGUUGGAUCAGGGGUUGUGUGAGAUGGGGUUAGGGAGGGAGGGGGAGGGGAGUGGGUGGUGUCGGAGGGUGUAG
This is a messenger RNA of Podospora pseudocomata, 1563 nucleotides long. RefSeq lists its product as uncharacterized. Gene Ontology annotation, molecular function: G-protein beta/gamma-subunit complex binding; G protein-coupled receptor binding; GTPase activity. The record is from RefSeq and is a predicted model, not a curated record. The transcript has a single exon. Gene Ontology annotation, biological process: adenylate cyclase-modulating G protein-coupled receptor signaling pathway. NCBI's taxonomy places the organism in Eukaryota, Fungi, Ascomycota, Sordariomycetes, Sordariales, Podosporaceae. Gene Ontology annotation, cellular component: heterotrimeric G-protein complex. Bases 1 to 1563 code for a protein of 520 amino acids.